UUUUUUUAUCUUAAAGAUCAGUGUGGAAAUCUUCUCUUAGAGAACAAAUUUUUUUUUUGUUCAUCUUUUGAAUUCUAUCACAAAACCCAUUCCUUAGCCUUUGCUUAAACAAUCCCCACAACCUGUCCUUCCUCUGAUCUAAAAUUCCACUAUCAGUCACUAAUAAAAAAUUUAACUCCUUCUAUGUUUUAAAGAAUCUCUUACUGUGAGAGAAGGAUGCUUAUGAGAAGUUAAUUUUGUCCAAAAAUAAUUUUUAUUUAAAAAGAGGAACUAGUUUAGCACACAUAGAAGAGUUUUUUUUUUUUAAGUGCCAGCUCCAAUCAGUUAAUGGUGGCUGUCUUGUGGCAUGGUGCUGUGGAUGAUUCUAGUGAAAGAGUAAUGUAUAUAAAGGGUGACAGUCUGAAAGCAGUCAUCCAAAGCAUUUGUCAUCGCUAGAGUAACAGGUCCGUUUCUGGUAGCCCCAGGAAGCUUAGAGUAUGGUCUCAAGGGAGCCACUAUAAGGAUGCAAGACAGAAAGAGAUGCUGAGCAUUAGGACUGUUUAGGGAACCCUGGAAAGCCUAUGGAAACCUGGCAAAACAGUCUUCCCUUGCGUGGUUUUAUACCACACAAGUCAUCCAUAUUCUUUACCAUAAGCUAACGUGUCCCAACUCUAAGUAAUGACAGAUUUGUUGUUUUUCAGGCAAAUGUAUCUCUUUCACUUAUGAUAUUUUUUUUUGCCUAGGAAACCAGAUAUGAAAUUAUGUGUGUAGCAAAAUCAAGCAAUGAGCUUCCAGUCUUAAAGAUUAUCUUAUCCAGACCCUCCAUUUAUAAAUGAGGAAACUGAGGACAGGAAUGGUUAAAGUAGAAACCAGUCUACUUUAAAGUAGAAACCAGGUCUCCCAUUCCCAAAACUUUGGGGCUUUAAGUUUAGCUUGAACUUCUAAGUUAAUUCAUAGUCACCAGUGUCCUACCCUAGACUAAAGAACUGGAUUAUAGGCAAAGCAGAAAGCAGUAAAAGCUGGUAUCUCAACUUUUACUACUAGCUCUUGGAUGGUGUGAGUUCUGACAUCAGAAAGACCUGAAUUUCUACCUGUGAGUCCAUGAGCAAAUUAUAUGAGCCUGAGUCUUCACUUAUUAUUCAAGAAAUAAGAAUACUGCUACCUAAAUACAGUCAUAUAAAGUGCUAGACUUGCAGCAAACACUCAGUAAAUUAGGUUGCAUUCUCAUGGGUUUGCUUCCCAAAUCUGUGCUCCCCACUCUCACUAGGGGCCUAAAAAUGUGUCCAGCACUGGAACUAGGGUCGUCAUCAUUUAUCUGAAUCUGUCAUUGUAUGUGUUUACUUGAUCUCCUGCCAUUUUAGAACUUUGUACAUGUCAACAGGCAUUUCUAGGAAAUCAGGUAUUUACCAAAAGCAUCUAUUGAUUACUUUAUUUCAAGUUCUGUGUGAUGUAACCUUGAAAAAACAAGUAGAUUCACAAGACUCAUUUUAAAAUCCAGUAUUCAUUAAUGAAUGCUAUCAGAAAUAUUUCUUCAUUAUCAUGAAUCUCUUUAAUUUUUUCAGGAUUAUAGUGGCCUGGGGAAAAUAUUCACCAGAAGAAGUUUAAUUAUUAAUAGUAAUUACUUGGAAAGAAUAUAAAAGGAUUAUUCAAUUCUCUCAAAUGAUAGAACACCUUCUAUAAAGUUUAUCUGAAAUAAUGAAGACUGUUAGAUUCAUAUCUUUUUUCAUUUUCUUCAGCUACAUUAGAUGUCAGACUCUUCAGAGAAGUUUACUAGAUGCAGGUAGGGAAUUCUGUUUAUAAUCUAUACAUCCUUGUGCCAGGAGGUGUAACGUCAUGACAAAAUUUCAUAGAUAGAAAAAGAGAAUUAAUAUAUAUUGGGGAAACACAAGCAGGAAAAACACAUGGGGAAACACACACAUCUUCCAGUCUAGAUGACAGAAUGAUAUAUUUUGAACUUGUAUUUAAAAUUGGAUAAAUUAUUUUAGGUUUAUAUAAAUACAUUUAGAUUGAGUGUUUAUAGACUAAUAUCAUGAGCUACAUUAUUCAGUACCUACUAUGUUCCAGGCACUGUGCUCAUUGCUUCACACAUAGGCUUUCAUUUAAUCCUAACCAUUAUCCAGUAUAGUAAAAGUGAUUAACAUUUGAUUGAUAAAGACACAAGAAUUCUGAGUGCUUAAGUUACUUUCUCAAGGCCAUAUUCAGUUUCAGAGCUAGAAACUGAACUCAGAAUAACUGUCUCCAAAGCCUUUCCCUGUUAAUAUUGCUAAUGAUAUGAUUUCUUUAUUAAACAGAUAGCGGCUAAACUCUUUAGACUUAGUGACUGCACAAUAGCAAACUCUUUAGAAGCUAUUGGUAUAAGAAGGAAGACAUAUUUUCAAUAGAGAGCAUGUGUAUGUGUACAUGGUGAGCGAGAGUGAUGAAGAUGUUGAGUAAAUCUUAGAUGUAUGAGAUACUGUCUUUGCCACAUUAAGACUAGCAAAGUACUAAUGUUUAUAUUGUUCCUAAUGCCAGCAUUUAAUUUUCUUAGUAUUCUUUGAGUGUGCUAGUAACUUCUAAUAAGAGUUAUUUAAUUAAAAAGUCAAGUUUAGCUAACUCAAAAGUGUCAAUACAGAUAUGUGUAACAUUUGUUGGCCAAUGACAGAGAAGAAUAUAUAUUUGACAGAUUUCAACUACAUGAUAUUUUGGACUAUAAAUAAAUCAUUCACAGAAUACAGGUUAAAUAUAAGAAAUGUUCUCAGUUGGUCAGUCAUGUCCAACUCUUUGUGGCCCCAUGGACUGAAGCCCACCAGGAUCCCUUGCUUAUGGGAUUCUCCAGGCAAGAAUACCAGAGUGGGUUGCCAUGCCCUCCUCCAGGGGAUCUUCCCAACCCAGGGAUUGAACCACGUCUCUUAUAUCUCCUGAAUUGCAGGCAGAUUCUUCACCACCAGAGACACCUGGGAAGCCCAAAUACAAGAAAAUAUAUAUUCUUAUAAAAUGUAUCCUGAUUUAUGAUGUAAACAAAAACAGAUCUGGAAAUUUAUGAGUGAAUAAAUGUAGAUUUGAAUUGUAAAAAGGGAAUUUCAACUUGGAAAAUUUCCUCUUUUGCAAAUAAAAAUCUCAUUUUCUUUUUUCCCAGCCACGCAGCAAACAAACGACCAGAAUUUUCUAGAGGAGAACUUAAGAGCUAUCACUAGCAUUAUGGUUGCAUAGUUUCUUCAGAAACUGACUUAUGAAGAAGUACAAAUCAUAGCUCAAGAGUUGCUAGAUCUUGCAGAAAAGUGCAAGACCCUCAAGUCACAUGAAUUACCUUCAGCAUCCUGUCACCAGUUGAUGGCUAUCUUCCUAGAGCAUAUUUGCAGUAACCAAGGAAUGGCUGACAAAGGUGUAUUUUCUGACUCUUGCAACAUAAAUAAGACAGCAAGACAUAAGUGCUUCCUAUUACAUGAAAAGGAUGAUACAGGUUACACUGAAAUAUUCCAGAUUUCAAAUCCUGAGCAGAUCUGUGAAAUGGGCAAAGAGAAUCAAGUGCCAGUGAAAGACGGAUUUUAGACAUUAAACUGUACACCAGAAGUGAAUGAACAGACCUGGCGACUUGAUGCUGAACAAUGUAAACACCUUUAAUUCAACCAUCCAGAAACCUCCCAGGAGUUACUGAGCCUUCAAGAAGAACUUAAGUGGCCCAGUCACUGAGGGUGAAAAGACUAAGGGACAGCGGGUUGGGCAGGUUCUAACUUGUCUGACAUGAGGAGCAACCAAAUGAAAAUAAAAUAUGAGCUUGGCUACCUAUUUACUAGCCAUUCUAGGUACAUUUAUGAAACUUCUAGGAAGCAUCCAUUCUUGUAUGGACCCACUAUUUUAACCAUGUCUGUUUGCUAUGAAACAGCUGUUCAGUCAUGUUGCCGAGAAGAAAAUAAGACUGAAUGCUUCCAGACAAAGCUGGAACCCACCAGAAAGUACGUUAGAGAAAUAUCUUUGAGGCAUCACCAUUUAUGUGAAAUUGGGAUUAAAUUCAACCACAAAGUAGCAACAGCCAUGGAAUUGGUUCUGUUGACUAAAAAGCAACCUAAAGCUAAUUUUUCUGAAAUUACCAAGCUGGCCGCCGAUAUUAAAAACUUGCAUCAGAUCUGUUGUAAAGGAAAUGCAGUAGUGUGUGUACUUGGCAGGAGUCAGCUUAUGAACUACAUCUGCUCUAAACAGGCUAUUCUAUCUAGCAAAUUCUCUCCAUGCUGUGAACUGCCAGAACCAUUCCGAGGAGAAUGCAUUAUCAACUCGGAAAACGAGGACAAACCUGAUCUCUCAUCCCCGCCCCUUCGCAGGUUUACAGAUCAGUCUGUAUGCAAACAAUUCACUGACAAGCAAGAUUUCUUCCUACAAAAAUAAUAAGGCUUUUUGUUUCUUUAUGAAUACGCAAGAAGACAUCCAGAGUCGGCAGUUCCAGUCAUUUUAAGAGUGGAUGCAGUAUAUCAAAAUUUACUGGGAACAUGCUGUAAAUUAGAAAACCCUCUGGAAUGCUAUAGCCAUGGGGAAGGGAUGUUUCAAAGAGUGGUUCGUGAAAGCCAUGAGCAUGUGAAAAAUCAGUGUGAUGUACGUUAGAAAUUAGGAGAUAGUAACUUUCACGACAGAUGUUAAUUUUUGCUCAUAGUCUUUUAUACGAAGAAAGCCCCACAGCUGUCUGCUCAGGAGUUGAUUGUUCUCACGAAGAACAUGGCAGCUGCUGCUAGCAAGUGCUGCCCACUGGAUCAAGAGCCCCAGUUUGUCUGCAUGGAGGACUCGGCAAAGUUAAUUCUUGGAGCUCUAUGCAGAAGGCAUGAGACGGAGCCCAUCAGUGCUGCUGUGGGUCAGUCCUGUGAUGACUCGGAUGCCUUCAGAAAGCCUUGUUUUGAUGACCUGCAAGUCGAUGGAACUUACAUUCCUCCACCAUUAUCCUGUGACCAAGUCAUCAACCUUAAAGAAGACUUGUGCAAAGCUCAAGAGGAGGAAUUAAAAACUGAAAAGCUAAAACUCCUCAGCAACCUUGUGAAGCAGAAACCGUAUGCAGCAGAGAUGCAGUCCCAAUCAAUUAUUGUAGAUUUUGCUUACCUGGUGGAGAUGUGCUGCCAAGCAGAGACAAGUGAAAUGUGUUUCCAGGAAGAGGGGUUCAAACUGAUUGAAAAGUGCCAGCUUCUUUUGGGAAGCUAAAUGAUUCCAGAAAAUGUCAUCGUAGGAUCUUUGUUGAGAACUGCAUUUUGUUUUUCAUGAAUAAUGAAAUGCAUGUUUAAUACUCAGAAUAAAAAUCAAUAGUGUCA
This is a messenger RNA of Odocoileus virginianus texanus, 5243 nucleotides long. The record is from RefSeq and is a predicted model, not a curated record. NCBI's taxonomy places the organism in Eukaryota, Metazoa, Chordata, Mammalia, Artiodactyla, Cervidae.